Molecule: messenger RNA, 750 nt
Organism: Geodia barretti
Lineage: Eukaryota; Metazoa; Porifera; Demospongiae; Tetractinellida; Geodiidae
Source: the annotation of a GenBank genome assembly
AUGACAACCAUCAAUGACAUACAUGACCUGGUGGAGCUGCUCCAGAACAAUCCGGAUUGGGCAGAAACCCUCAGGAACAUCAUCCUGACCAGGGAAUUGCUAGAUCUUCCCGAGACCUUUGCCCGAGCCCUGCAGGACUGGGCAGAGACCAACCAGGCGCUGACCCGCCUGGAGACAAGCAACGCGGCAUCGCUGGCCAGCCAGAGGCUGCUGCACGGCCGCCUCGGGCAAUUGGCCGGCGGAGACUAUGAGCAACAGGUAGACCGGCUCGCCUCCAGGCUGGUGGCCAGAGAAAUGGACGUCUUGAACGCAGUAACCCUGCAGAGAAGCUGGGGGCCGCCGGAUCCGGAUUACGCCAGGUCCCUGGCGAACAUCUGCCGUCGGGCAGUGGAAACGGGGGCCAUUUCUCCGGAAGAGGACGACGAACUCUUCAGGACCGACCUGGUACUCCAGGGCGUUAAAGAGGGAACGACGGUCUACGUGGUGACGGAGGCCUCCGUGGUAGCCGCAGCCCACGACUUUGAGCGAAGCGACCAAAGAGCUGAGGUCCUGGCAAAAGCCCUGGGAUCACCGAACGGGGCCACCGUGGUAAGCGCCGUAAUCGGCGACAGCCUGCACCCGGACCUGGAUCCAGAGAAAUACCACGCCAGGUAUAUCAACCUCCCCUUCCGAAGGGAGGAAUACCAGGCAGCCCUGGAAUCGGUGGACGCCGCCAUUACCGCGGCAACCGGUACCGGCUUAAGUCAAUAA